AUGGAAUCUGCCGUGUCCCUCUCCACGGUCCAUCUACACCUCAACACAAACAUUUAUGACAACGACAGCAGCGUCUGCACGGGCCGAGGCGUCCACCCGCAUUACCCGAACGCGGUCCACGGCAGACUCCAUAGCGCCCUGCUGGGUGUCUCUCUGGGCUUCCUCUCCCUGCUCACCAUCAUAAUGAACAUGCUGGUUCUUUACGCUGUGAAGAAAGAGAAGAGCUUACACACGGUGGGGAACCUCUACGUUGUUAGUUUAUCAGUGGCCGAUUUGAUCGUCGGCACCACGGUGAUGCCGCUCAAUCUGGUGUACCUGCUGGAGGACGAGUGGAAGCUGGGCAGGGCCGUUUGUCAGUUUUGGCUGAUUAUGGAUUAUGUCGCGAGCACCGCGUCAAUUUUCAGUUUGUUUAUUCUCUGUUUGGAUCGGUACCGCUCUGUCAGACAGCCGCUUAAAUACCUAAAGUAUCGAACACGGGGGAAAGCGAGCAUGAUGAUAUCUGGGGCCUGGUUGCUGUCGAUGACGUGGAUUGUUCCUAUUUUAGGAUGGAGGUCUUUCACACGUGUCGAACUUAAACCCGAGGAGGAGAACAAGUGCGACACGGAUUUCCGCUUCGUCACGUGGUUCAAAGUUAUUACAGCGGUCUUCAAUUUUUACGUACCUUCAGUUUUGAUGCUUUGGUUUUACACUCACAUCUACUUGGCAGUGAGGCAACACCUCAAAGACCGAGAGAGGAUCAUCCAUCCGGCGGAUUCAUUCGUGGAAAAUGUGAAUGGGCAGAACGCUCGGACAUUAAAUGCCUCCAAGUCGCCCGAAAUGGAAUGUGCGGCUCCGAUAAAACUGUUAAAAAGGCAGCUUGACCAGAAGCUUCUAGAUCAGACGUACUCCCUGGAGGAGUUUGAGAAGGCCAAAAGUGCCCUUUCCAGAUCACACAGAAAAAUCGGUGCUCAAUGUCCGGAGCCGACAAAACCUCUCGCAGUGUCGACCAAACCAGGAAAGGGCUCCUUAUCCCCUGAGGAGAAGAACCAAGAAGCCAUUCCUCUCAGUCCACCUUCCUUACAAGCAGAAAAUGUCAUUUCAGAAGCGAACCGUGAAUCGUCCUUGAAUGAAUGCCACGUCACAGUACCAAACUCGGUUGUUGCCGUCUGUGACGUCAGUCAGGUGCAGAGGUAUACAUCCGUGGCCUACAACGCCUACGACCCCAGUCAAACUGUACUGUGGUCCGCCUCUGCCGACAACCUGGGCGAGCCAAACGAGGUGACUCUGAGACAAACCUGGCAACGGUUCGUCGAACACUCCAGAGAAAGGCUUCAAAGUCUGAGGAUCCAUAAGGAGCAUAAGGCAGCCAGGCAGUUGGGCUUCAUCAUCGCAGCGUUCCUGCUGUGUUGGAUUCCGUACUUCAUAGCCUUCAUGGUGAUGGCGUUCUGCAGGGAGUGCGUGCACCACGACCUGCACAUGUUCACCAUAUGGCUCGGCUACUUCAACUCCACCCUCAACCCUUUCAUAUACCCGCUCUGCAAUAGGAAUUUUAAACGAGUCUUCAAGAAUAUUCUGCACAUCAACUUGUGACAGUGGUUUCAGCACAUCUGCUACAGUCUCGUAUUGAGCCUUUUAUACCCUUUUGGGAAAAGGGUGUCACCCGCAGCUAUCUGUUAGUGCCCGACGGCACAUUCUAGCAACACAUUUAAACAAGAACACAAACAGCAUCAAAAAGCAAAAAGACUCAAUGUAACAAGGAGAAGUUCAGGAUGGGCCAUUCCACCAAAUCGGUGCCAUUUGCUUGUUGUAACUCACUUAAAAUGAAUGUUUUGUAUUUUUAAAAUCUGCUACUACUCCAAACGUGUACUGGCCCAUCUAAGGCAACUUUAUUUCAUUUCUCUACACGGUUUCCAAGCCAAAGAUAACUCAUUUGAGUAACAGGACUGAGAGUUACAAGUGUGAGUUUUUACUAUAGAAAGAUACAAUUUUUACUAAUAGCAUGUUGACACUUUGGGCCUGAUUUACUAAAGGUUUGCGUGUACUAGGGUUAUACGGUAUAUUAGUGUAUUGUAUCAGUAUAGUGCCGCGAUACUAAUGAAUCAUAUUCGGUACUAUACCGCCUCUGAAAAGUACCGCCCCCCCACAUCCCUCCCUACAAGCAGACGAGCAUGUUUGGCAGCACACAAUCCCUUAUAAGUACUGAGUACUUAUAAGCAGAUACAGUGUGUACACGAAAAGGUAGAACGGACACAUUUUGGCUUAAAAACUAACGAUAAAGGUGAAGUUAUAACACUGAAACGCCCUCAGGAGGAGGCUAGCUGUCGGCAGCGUUUUAGCUACUUCUAAAUCACUAAUCCUCGCCUCCAUGGCGACAAAUAAAGUACGUUUCUUACAAGUAUCAUCCCUGCAGGACGAGGAAUAGCUAAACAUGCUUCACUACACACCGUAGCUCACCGGCGUCACAAUGUAAACAAACGCCAUGGGUGGAUCUACACCUAGAAUCCACUGUAAUGAUACCAAGUACAGGAGCGUAUCUAGUCGAUACUACUAUGAUUACGUCAAUAUUUUUUGGCAUCACAUCUUAUUUAUUUAUUUUUUUCAAUAAACUCAGGAAAUAUAUCCCUAGACACAUGAGGACUCUGUAUAUGAGCAAUGCAUGAUCCUGUAACUACUUGGUAUCAGAUUGAUACCCAAAUUUGUGGUAUCAUCCAAAACUAAUGUAAAGCAUCCAAACAACAGAAGAAUAAGUGAUUAUUACAUUUUAACAGAAGUGUAGAUAGGACAUGUUAAAAGAGAAAGU
This is a messenger RNA of Nerophis lumbriciformis (worm pipefish), 2779 nucleotides long. RefSeq names its product histamine receptor H1 (gene hrh1). Gene Ontology annotation, cellular component: plasma membrane. Lineage: Eukaryota; Metazoa; Chordata; Actinopteri; Syngnathiformes; Syngnathidae. Gene Ontology annotation, biological process: positive regulation of MAPK cascade; adenylate cyclase-activating adrenergic receptor signaling pathway; positive regulation of vasoconstriction. Gene Ontology annotation, molecular function: histamine receptor activity. The record is from RefSeq and is a predicted model, not a curated record.